AGGUACUGCACUGGCGUUGGCUCAGGGGGCGGUGCAAGCUUGGUGGCUGCAACAAUAAAAAGCAGCACCAGGAAACGCUCGGGACCUUUGGGAUGGUCCGAGCAAUGCCAGUGGCCGGGGCCUGAUUCUCAUCCACUCUUUCUUUGUUUCGGCUGCACUGAAUGGCAUCCCGGAUUCUGCUACUUGGCCGGGCCUGCUUGGCCGCACGCUGUCUGCAGGCGGCCGGUAAUGGCUUGCAGCGGAGCCGGCUGCCGCGUUGUUGUUCGGGGCUCGCGGCCGGGGGAGCUGAGCCCGGCGGGGGUCACCAUGGCAACCGGACACCGGCCCAGGGCCUCCUGCCCCAAAAGCAGCGGCCUGACACCGCGCGAGAGAAGGAGCGGAGUCGGGCCCCCACUCCCGGAGCUUUGGUAGAGGACGCCAGGAGGCUGUUGACCCUGGCCUACCCGGAGCGGUGGCCGCUGUCAGCUGCUGUGGGCUUCUUGGGUGUGUCCAGCCUUGUGACCAUGUCUGCUCCCUUCUUUCUGGGAAAGGUUAUUGAUACCAUUUACAUGAAUCCUGUUGGAGAGAAUGUGACUGGGAGCUUGACCUCACUCUGUGCAAUAUUGAGUGGUGUCUUCAUAUGUGGAGCUGCUGCCAAUGCUGCCCGUGUCUACCUCAUGCAGAUUUCAGGGCAACAGAUUGUCAGACGUUUAAGGACAAGAUUGUAUUCUUCAGUUCUAUGCCAGGAGAUUGGGUUUUUCGAUAAGACCAGCACAGGAGAACUGAUAAACCGACUUUCAUCCGAUACUGACCUGCUUGGACGCUCGGUGACCGAGAAUCUAUCUGAUGGCCUAAGAGCUGUUGGUCAAGCAGCAGCUGGUGUUGGCAUGAUGUUUUACGUGUCACCUCAACUGGCUCUGUUUGUCCUGGGCAUUGUUCCUCCAGUUGGUGUCCUUGCAGUGUUUUAUGGUAGAUACAUGCGCAAACUUGGUCGAGUCACCCAAGAUUCACUGGCUGAUGCAACACAGCUCGCUGAAGAACGCAUUGGGAACAUCAGGACAGUCCGUGCUUUUGCCAAGGAGGAGUCCGAACUGCAGAAGUAUACCGAGAAGAUCAGCCAAGUGUUGCACCUGGCCAGGAAAGAAGCAGUGGCCCGCGCAGGGUUUUAUGGUGCAACUGGUCUAACCGGAAACCUGAUUGUUCUGUCUGUCCUAUACAAGGGAGGCCUGAUGAUGGGUGAUGCCUACAUGACAGUGGGAGAACUCACGUCAUUUAUGAUGUAUGCCUUCUGGGUAGGAAUAAGUAUUGGAGGCCUCAGCUCUUUCUAUUCAGCAUUAAUGAAGGGUCUUGGAGCAGGAGGACGAUUAUGGGAACUAUAUGAGAGGAAACCAGAGAUGCCCCUGAACGUGGGUAUGAUUUUGCAGCCUGAUCAAUUUAAGGGUGCCAUUGAAUUUCGCAGAGUCAGUUUUGCCUAUCCGACCCGACCAGAGAUUCCAGUGUUCAGCGAGCUUGACUUGUCUAUCCCAGCAGGCUCUGUGGUUGCUGUAGUCGGACCCAGUGGCUCAGGAAAAUCAACGCUAAUGUCAUUGUUGCUCAGACUAUACGACCCUGUUUCAGGUACUGUCGCUGUUGAUGCGCAUGAUGUUCGUAGCCUCAAUCCAUUCUGGUUGCGGAAAAGUAUGGGUGCAGUGAAUCAGGAACCAGUUUUAUUCUCCUGCUCAAUUGCAGAGAAUAUUGCAUAUGGGACAACCCAUCCCUUUCAACUGACGAUGGAGGACAUAGAAAAGGCUGCAAAGAUUGCCAACGCUUAUGAAUUCAUCCACAGCUUCCCUAAGGGCUUCCAAACAGUUGUUGGCGAGAAAGGCAUCUUACUCUCAGGUGGUCAGAAGCAGAGGGUUGCAAUUGCUCGAGCUCUACUCAAGAAUCCCAAAAUUCUGCUGCUGGAUGAAGCCACCAGUGCGCUGGAUGCAGAGAAUGAGUAUUUGGUGCAGGAAGCUUUGGACCGAUUGAUGGAAGGAAGGACUGUACUGAUCAUUGCCCAUCGCCUGUCAACCAUCCAGAAUGCUGAUGCUGUUGCAGUCCUUGACCAGGGCAGAAUAGUUGAAUAUGGUACCCACCAGGAACUCCUUGCAAAUUCAGAUGGAUUGUUUCGCAAACUUGUGGAGAAACAAACAAUUUUACAAAACAGUCAAAAACAUGUGUUGAAAGUGUAAUGCUCCCAAAUGUUACUCCUCUCCAAAAAAAAUACCUCCAGGUCAAAACAACCAAGAAAUGCCUUGGGUUCUGAUUAACUGCAGCACUGAUUAUUAAACAGAUUUUGAAACCUGUGUUCUGAACAGUGUUCAGGUUUUCUGCGAUAGCACUGAAGUAACAGAUGAAAGGUAUCAAAUGUGAGCCACAGAGUGAGAAAGCCCAGUUCAACCCUGGUUCAGCAAUUGUGUAGCUCUCAGGACCAGCGUCUCCAUGGCUUUUUUGUUGGACAAGUCUUCGUUGUGAGGCCUUGCACAAGGAAAGGUUGAUAGUGACUGAGAAGAAAGCAAAUUUUUAAAUGGCCAUAGCAUCUCUUUGCCACAGUUUUAAAAGCAUUUUUAUCUAUUUUGGGAACCACCUAUUAAAGGACACAUUUGUUCUGUAACUUUCUCCAAAUGUUUCAAGGGAUGAUAAAUUCCUUUUGUGAUAAUGAAAAACACUUGAAAUAGUUGGUGAAAUUCACCGCUGUAUAGUCUGUAUUGUGUGAAAUGUUUGAUUUAAUAGAUGAAAUGUGUGAUUGAAUCAAUCCUAAGUGUUUAUAAAUGUGAAUUUUAAAUUGCUUCACAAAUGUUUGACCCUUGAUCUGUGGUAUCAAUUUUACAGUAAAAUAAAUGAUCAAUUUAUAACCAA
Messenger RNA from Hemiscyllium ocellatum (epaulette shark), 2859 nucleotides. It is a transcript of the gene abcb10, whose product is annotated as ATP-binding cassette, sub-family B (MDR/TAP), member 10. The coding region runs from base 162 to 2192 and encodes 676 amino acids. Gene Ontology annotation, molecular function: ATP binding; ATP hydrolysis activity; ABC-type oligopeptide transporter activity. Gene Ontology annotation, cellular component: membrane. NCBI's taxonomy places the organism in Eukaryota, Metazoa, Chordata, Chondrichthyes, Orectolobiformes, Hemiscylliidae. The record is from RefSeq and is a predicted model, not a curated record. The transcript is spliced from 13 exons. Gene Ontology annotation, biological process: transmembrane transport.